AUGAAAUUAAUAAAUAUAUUGGAAGAAACAGUAUGCGACACAAAAUCAAAAGAAUGUAUGUAUUCUGAAUGUAAUAUUUGCGAAACGACGUCUCCAACCUACAAUUUCACUAAAGCUAAAAAAUAUGACAACGUUACCUGGAUAGAGUGGAUCACGAAAGACGUUGAAUAUGAAAAAAAUGAUGAGACUAAGAAAACUAAGAAAGUGGUAACUGAAUCAAAAACAGAAAAACUGGAGAUUCUUAUAAAUCUUUUUGAAAAAGAACUUACAAAGUUUAAAGAGCAUUAUUUUAAUAUUUGGCACCAAUAUAACGUAUACAGAAAUCUCAAAAGCAGUCUUCAACACAACGAGGUUAUGAUUCACUGCGACUUUUCUGAAAAUUACACAUGUAAAAUGCAUCGGCAAAUACAGUCAGCCCACUUUGGGACGCAAAAUCAAAUAUCAUUACACACAAGUGUCAUAUACGUUAAAAGUUCAAAACCUCGAGCAUAUUGCACACUAUCUGACUCAACAGAUCAUUCACCCGCAGCAAUAUGGGCACAUCUGAGACCAAUUUUGAUUGAUAUCAAGAAAAAAGUCCCUCAAAUUAAUACUGUACACGUAUUUUCGGAUGGCCCCGCCACUCAGUAUAAACAGAAAAAGAAUUUUUAUCUGUAUAAAUUAUAUCUUGAGGACUUGAAUUUUGAAAAAGGGACUUGGAACUUUUCAGAGUCUUAUCAUGGGAAAAGUGCUGCUGAUGGUAUAGGAGGAGUCAUCAAGCGACUUUUGGAUGCUAAAGUAUCCCAUGGAAUGGACGUUUCAGACACCUCAACAGCAUACUCUCUACUGAAAGAAAAUACUACUGUCAAUCUUUUUUGUGUUAAGGAGUCGGAUAUUAUCGAGAUAAAAAGUAAAAAUCAAACAGCUUUCGAAAGCUUAGUGCCUGUUCCUAAAACAAUGAAGAUUCACCAAAUACAAGUCGAAACAGAAAACCACUCUAAUGAAAUAAAUUACCGAGUUUUAAGUUGUUUUUGUAACGGCUCAAGCAUGAGAGGUUUUUGCGACUGUUUCAACAUUAAAAGACAUUGUCUGCUAAAAUCUCGCCCCAGAAAGCGAACUCGGCUAACAUCCGAUUCAGAUGACUGUCUGCCUUUACCGUUUAAAAGAACAGCACAUACUACCAACAUGUCUGCUGCUAUCUCCAAGUCCGAGAAUAAAACACCACCGGUUUCUUCAAAAAAUAUACCAACUGUACCAAUAGAUAUUUUUGGUGCUGUUGACUGUGAUUCAGACUCCUCAGAUAUUUUCACUUACUAUUGGUACUACUAA
Parnassius apollo (apollo) is the source of this 1308-nucleotide messenger RNA. Lineage: Eukaryota; Metazoa; Arthropoda; Insecta; Lepidoptera; Papilionidae. The record is from the annotation of a GenBank genome assembly.